GUCAACGAUUGCAUCCUCACACAUCUCAAGAAUCACUGCCAUGGACAUCAUGCUUAAUCCAACAUCCUCUUCCUUUGCCCAUCAAUGGUCUUAUGAUGUUUUCCUCAGUUUUCGAGGUGAGGACACCCGCACCGGUUUUACUACAAACCUUUUCAAUGCUUUGGAUGAAAAGGGAAUCCACACCUUCAUGGAUGAUGAAGAGCUGAGGAAGGGAGAAGAAAUCACACAAGCUUUGUUGAAGGCAAUUCAAGAAUCUAGGAUUGCCAUUAUCAUUUUUUCACCAAACUAUGCAUCAUCAACUUUUUGUUUACAAGAACUUGAGGAUAUCAUGGAUUGCUUAAAUCACAAGGACAAGUUGGUUUGGCCUGUUUUUUAUAAAGUGGAUCCAUCCGAUGUGCGAUAUCAAAAAGGAAGUUAUGCAGAAGCCCUGGCCAAACAUGAAAGCAGAAUUAGUGACAAGGACAAAGUCAACAAAUGGAGGUCAAUUUUGCAAGCAGCAGCUAAUUUAUCGGGAUGGCAUUUCAAAGACGGGUGCGAAUGUGAAAUCAUUGGAAAGAUCAUUCAAGAAGUCUCUAAAAGGAUCAACCGUAACACUUUACAUGUUACUCAUUACCCAGUUGGGUUAGAGUCUCGCGUCCAAAAGGUGAAGUCACUUCUUGAUCUUGAGUCAAAUGAUGAAGUCCACAUGGGAGGGAUUUAUGGAAUAGGGGGAAUUGGAAAGACAACACUUGCUUGUGCAGUAUACAAUUUCAUUGCUCAUCAAUUUGAAGGCCUUUGUUUUCUUGCCGACAUUGGAAAAAAAAUAAUGGAGCAUGAGCUAGUACAACUUCAGGAAAAACUUCUUUCUGAUAUAGUUGGAAAGAAAGACACCAAGUUGGGGAAUAUAAAGCAAGGAAUUCCAAUAAUUAAAAGUAGGCUAAGUAAAAAGAAAGUUCUUUUAAUUUUGGAUGAUGUUGACAAAUUGAAGCAAUUAGAAGUACUUGCAGGUGGACUAGAAUGGUUUGGUCCUAGCAGCAGAAUUAUUAUUACCUCUAGAAAUAAGCAUUUGCUACGUGUUCAUGGUGUUGAAAGAACCUAUGAAAUGGAAGGAUUAAAUCAAGAAGAGGCCCUUGAACUGUUCAGUUGGAAUGCUUUCAAAAGAAAGCGGGUUAAUCCUGGUUAUCUGGACAUUUCAAAGAGAGUAUUGCAACAUUCUAAUGGCCUACCAUUAUCUCUGGAAAUAAUAGGCUCUGAUUUAUACGGUAAGACAGAAUUGGAAUGGAAGUCAGCAUUAGAUACUUAUGAAAGAAUUCCUCAUGAAGAUAUUCAACAAAUCCUAAGAGUAAGCUAUGAUGGCUUAAAGGAAUUUGAAAAGGAAAUAUUUUUAGACAUUGCUUGUUUCUUUAAAGGAUACCGUCUGAAUGAUGUCAUAAGCAUACUACACAGUGGUCGUGGCUCUGCCCCAAAUUAUGCUAUCCAGGUGUUGGUUGAUAAAUGUCUAAUAAAGAUUGAUCUAGAUUGUGUGAAAAUGCAUGAUUUGAUUGAGGAUAUGGGUAGAGAGAUUGUACGGCUUGAAUCACCCUCUAAACCAGGUGAACGCAGUAGAUUAUGGUUCUUUAAAGAUAUUCUUCGUGUUUUCAAACAGAGCAAGGGAUCCGAUAAAACUGAGAUCAUCAUGCUACACUUGCCUAAAGUUAAAGAAGUGCAAUGGGAUGGAACCGCAUUGGAGAAGAUGGAAAACCUUAAAAUAUUGGUGGUAGAAAAUGCUCACUUUUCUAGAGGACCUAGUGUUCUCCCAAAAAGUUUAAGAGUGCUAAAAUGGACUGCAUAUCCUGAAUCAUCCUUACCUGCUAAUUUUGAUCCAAAGAAACUUGUCAUAUUGGACUUGCCUAUGAGUUAUUUUACAUUCGCGGAUCAAGUGAUCAUGAAAUUCAAGUCUUUGAUGGAAAUGAACUUAAGUGGAUGCGAAUUACUAAAGAAAAUGCCUGACAUGUCUGGAGCACCAAAUCUGAAGAAACUGGAUCUUCAAUGUUGCAGAAACUUAGUUGAAAUUCAUGACUCCGAUGGAUUGCUUAAUAGACUUGAAUGGUUGAACCUUCAUAAUUGCACAAGUCUCACGAGUUUUCCAGAAAUUUUAGGGAAGAUGGAAAAAAUGCGUUUCCUUGAUUUGAGUGAUAGUGGUAUACGUGGCUUGCCUUUUUCAAUUGGAAAUCUAGUUGGACUCAAAUACCUGUAUCUCGAUGGAUGCAAAUGGCUACUUGAACUACCAAGUAGUAUUUUUACGCUGCAACUUAAGCGUUUGGAAGCUAAGUAUUGUGAGAGGCUUGCUCUAGUUCAGAAUGGGGAAGGUCAAGGUCAAGAAAUAAUGUCUUCAAGUGCCAACUCUAUGAGUUAUAUUAAUUUUGAGUGUUGUUAUCACUUGACAGAUCAAUUUCUUUGCCCAGUUCUUCCUUGGAUGCGCAAUGUAACAAUCCUAUCCCUUAAUUACAGCAAUAUCACAAUCCUUCCAUCAUCCAUCAGUGUCUGUCUCUCCUUGAAAGCACUUUAUUUGAAUGGAUGCAAGCGGCUUCGAGAAAUCAGAGGCCUUCCACCAAACUUUAAAAUUCUUUCAGCUUUCAAUUGCCUAUCUUUAUCUUCCGAAUCUAAUGAAAUGUUACUGAAUGAGAGACUACACGAGAAUAGGGGCAGAAGUUUCAUAUUUCCAGGAUCAAGUAUGCCAAGUUGGUUGAAUUGCAGUAGCAAGGGUCCAUCCUUGCGUUUCUGGUUUCGUAACAAGUUCCCGCCAAUUACUCUAUGUGCUGCUGGACUUCACCCUCGCUCUAUGAGACACCUGAUGGUUAAUGGCAUAUUACAGAUACCACUAAUUUUCACGGGUGGAGAUGGUUGGAAGCAGUAUGAGACAAAUCAUACUUUUGUGUAUGAUGGGCUCGAAAUAGGAGAUAUUGAAAAUGAAGGAUUACGUGUUAGGAAUGGAUGGAAACUUGCUGAGAUUGUUCUGUUGCCUGAUGUAAGAGGAAAAGAUAUAGAAUGGAUGGGAAUACGUGUACUGGAACAAAAAACAAACAUGACAGAUAUUCGAUUUAUAAAUCCCCACUUUUCAAUAGCAGAGAAAGAACUCUGGAAUGAAGAAGGAAGUGGCAGUGGAAAUGUGCUUCCUUUAUCAAAUAAAAGACCAAAAUUUCAAUAGGCCACUCUGCCAAGAGGUAACAUUCCUCGAAUAUGGAACUUAUGUUGAUGUCCUGUACAUGAAGAUGACGAGAUGUAAUUUAAAAGUUUGUUUUUUAUUAUUUUUUCAUGUAAAAUAUAUAGUGUUCUUAAUUUUUACUUAUUUGAACAUAAAAAGUACAAAAUGUUUUUAUUUUUGUUGACUUCGAUCUUAUUUUUGUUUUACAAAAUUAUAACUGGAACAUUAUCUUCGGGUCAUUACAUUUAGAUUUUAAAUGAUCAAAUAAUUAGAAAAUUGAGGAGAAAAAAAACUCUCAAAUUUGA
Molecule: messenger RNA, 3468 nt
Organism: Cajanus cajan (pigeon pea)
Lineage: Eukaryota; Viridiplantae; Streptophyta; Magnoliopsida; Fabales; Fabaceae
Product: disease resistance protein Roq1
Biological process (GO): signal transduction; defense response
Molecular function (GO): ADP binding
Source: RefSeq, a predicted model, not a curated record